GCUCACCUACCACUGCUGGUUACUAUGGCAUCAGGAGAUCCUUCACAACAGACUUGGAUUUCCACAACACCAAGCAGUUUGUCAGUGAUGUCUACUCGUCCUCUCUAGGGUCCAAGCCCUUCUCGUGUGAUUCCUCUGCCACUCAGGGCUACCCAGCACUUCUGGACCCAUUCCUCACCGACCAGUACGGGGAUUACCGUGCCACUCCCCUCACGGCUGGCACCAGCUCCUUCUUCAGCCCUUCCUCUGUGCCCCCUCUCCUGCCCUCCUUCCCUAACGACACAGCACACCUCCUACUAAGGGAGCCCUGGGAGCAGACCUCACCCGACAGCCUCGGCCAGCUGGAUGGAGGCUGCUCAGACCCUCUGCAAGCACUGCCAGCCAGCUCCAGCUGCCUCUCCUCCCACGAGGCUGGAGGCAUUGCCCCAUACCGAAGCUCUGGCUGGAGCCCAGCCCUCCCUGGAGCCCAGCCUUACCCUCUGCAUCCUCUCGAAGAUGUCCACUGCUCCCCCAGCUAUGCUGCCACCUCGUCCUACUCCUUCUCCCCACUCAUGACUGUGGCAAAUGAGCUUCCCUCCAGGGUGAGCCACCUCUCCUCAGGGGAGGCCUCGGAGACAACGAUGCUUCACGAGAACUCUGCCUGGGCAAAAGAGGAUGGAAGCCCCAUCUGGGGGACCUAUGAAGGCCGGAGAACUUAUUGA
Merops nubicus (carmine bee-eater) is the source of this 701-nucleotide messenger RNA. RefSeq names its product chromosome unknown open reading frame, human C11orf53 (gene POU2AF2). The transcript is spliced from 2 exons. The record is from RefSeq and is a predicted model, not a curated record. Lineage: Eukaryota; Metazoa; Chordata; Aves; Coraciiformes; Meropidae. The annotation marks the transcript as partial.